Molecule: messenger RNA, 987 nt
Organism: Parnassius apollo (apollo)
Lineage: Eukaryota; Metazoa; Arthropoda; Insecta; Lepidoptera; Papilionidae
Source: the annotation of a GenBank genome assembly
AUGAGGUACAUGCACAGUGCACAGUACCAGCUGCUGUGCGUCACCGGCCUGCUCACCUCCGACAGCGAGUACGAGGUACGUGCACAGUGCACAGUAUCAGCUGCUGUGCGUCACCGGCCUGCUCACAUCCGACAGCGAGUACGAAGUACGUGCAAAGUGUACAGUACCAGCUGCUGUGCGUCACCGGCCUGCUCACCCCCGACAGCGAGUACGAGAUACGUGCACAGUGUACAGUACCAGCUGCUGUGCGUCACCGGCCUGCUCACCUCCGACAGCGACUACGUGGUCCGCGCACAGUACAGCAGUACCAUCUGCUGUGCGUCACCGGCCUGCUCUCCUCCGACAGCGAGUACGUGGUCCGUGCACAGUACACAGUACCAUCUGCUGUGCGUCACUGGCCUGCUCUCCUCCGACAGCGAGUACGAGGUACGUGCACAGUACACAGUACCGUCUGCUGUGCGUCAACGGCCUGAUCACCUCCGACAGCGAACACGAGGUACGUGCACAGUGCGCAGUACCAGCUGCUGUGCGUUACCGUCCUGCUCACCUCCGACAGCGAGUACGUGGUCCGUGCACAGUACACACUACCGUCUGCUGUGCGUCACCGGCCUGCUCACCUCCGACAGCGAAUACGAGGUACGUGCACAGUGCACAGUACCAGCUGCUGUGCGUUACCGUCGUGCUCACCUCCGACAGCGAGUACGUGGUCCGUGCACAGUACACAGUACCGUCUGCUGUGCGUCACCGGCCUGCUCACCUCCGACAGCGAAUACGAGGUACGUGCACCGUGCACAGUACCAGCUGCUGUGCGUUACCGUCGUGCUCACCUCCGACAGCGAGUACGAGAUACGUGCACAGUGCACAGUACCGUCUGCUGUGCGUCACCGGCUGGAAGGUUUGGUCGGAUCACAGGAACCUGACAUAAACUUCUUGAAGUUUAGAUUGUUAUGUAGGCUGUAUAUUUUAUAUAACUAUCAGGCUUAUUAA